CGGUGAUGUAACGUAACCGCUCCUCGACCGAGAGAGAGACGUAAACGGUGUGUGUGUCGCGCGCGCGAAAUAAAAUCCAAAUCGUAUUAUUCACUUGAUGUUAUUUUUCUACUUUGUGGAAACAACAGUAUUUCGUGUCAAAAAGGAGAAAUUGUGAAAAAUUCAGUUGUGAAUUAGUGUCUUUUUUUUAAAUUACAGAAUAUUCUCGCAAUUGAAUAAAUAAAUACGAAAUGUAAUUGGGUUUCGGUAAAUAAUCCAGUAAAAGCGAUUUCAAAAUUCUAGUUCAUGGUGUUUUCGAUUAAGCACUUGAGAUAGAGAGCAAAAAAGCCCAGAGAGUGAUCGGAUGGGCGAUUUAAAGUCGGAAUGAAUGAAUAGAGAGUAAAAAGAGAAAAAAAAACUCAUAGACCGCAUUGACUGAGUCUAUUUUUUGCUGUUGUUUCUUGUCCUGGCCUAGGAAUUUACGGCUGAAAUAAAUUUUCUGUUACAUUCAACUGCACCACGUUCACCAUUCGCCUAUUGGAGGUGAAGUAAAAACAUCAACCUCAAGUGAAAUGAAAUGAACAAAAAAAAAAAACAAGUACAGCGAAACAGAGAAGAGCGGCCACAUUGUGAACGGUCAGUGAAUAGAGAGAUUACGAUUAUUUCAUGCCUAUGAAUUUGAAUCGCGCAUAAUAUAAGAAAUCAUACAUUGCUCGCAUGCGAUUCGCAUUCGUUCGAUAAAACAGAGAAAAGCAUAUCAAUUUUUGCUUGAGGUACAAUACAAAAAUUUACGUGCCAAAGUAAUGAAUGAAGCUUGAAUUUACACAGCCUACGUAUAUCAGUAUUGCGUUCUUACUCUAUCGUUUGCAAACAGGUGCAAUCCAUGCAUGAGAAUCCCAUAGGAUUAAAUUGGUUGUAGUUAAGAGUCCAUUUAUCGACAAAAUCACGGACCAAAAUCCCUUGUUCACGUUGUCUACCCGCGAUUAUUGUUUAUCUAGUAAAAAUCCAGCAUCGAUAAAUCGUAUCGCUACCGAGAAUACAAUAUCCCAAAAGUAGUGUUUUAUUCAGGCCAAAACAAAUAGUGGUUUACUCCGUGAUUAGUAUUAAGAAAAUCACAUUUACUUCAACGUGCACCCCCCCGUCACAUUAAUGAAACGCAAAUAAUUAUUAUUCUUAAUGCUGCCCACUUAAUACUGGUUGAAGCGGAAACAUUUGCGAGCGAAAAAAAAGAAUAAGCGUCCAAUUUAUGCUGAAAACAAUUACGAUAGCGAAAAAACACGGUACAUUUUGUGUGUGUGUGUAUGCGAUUGAGAAUGAAAUCUCGUUGAAAAAAAAUAAUAAUGUAGAUUUGUGGUGUGAUUAACUUAAUCACGAUCCGACAAACAAGUGGCUGUUUUCUGCAAAUACGAUUCAAUGAAAUAAAUGCCAGGAUUUCAUUUUGUUCCUAGUAAACUGUGGUGCUUAAGAUUUACUGUUCAUUGCGUGCUUGAACCAAAACCAAAGUAACAAAAACGAAAUACACCGCCCCAUAAAAAAAACACAAAAACAGAAAGAGACAAAGAAAAAAGCUGGCUCGGAAAAGUUGGCAUGAGUGACGUGUUGAUUUUGUGAUUUUUACAAAAAAAGAGAUUUCAAUAAAAAGAUAAAAUCGGAUUUGCACGAAUUUCCAAUGUUGCUAUUCACAUUGAGCAUCAUUUGAGGAAAAAAAGAGAAAAAACAGUGAAUACAAAAAGAGAGAGUGUGAGAGAGCGUCUGUGUCUACGUUCCUCUAUAUUUUUGAGAUUUCAAACGAAAAACAGCAACUAAAUAAAAAAGGACAAAGAAAAAUUUAACCAUUUGUAAUUAAUUGAUGGACUUUACGAUUAUCGAAAAAAAGAUUAUUGAUUUUCUUUUUCAUGUGCUUGUGUGAAAUCCAGUUCAUAUAUAUGUGUGUGCAUCAGUCGAUGCUUGCCUGAACUCGACUGCCGAUAAUUUUAAUUGCUCUUCAGUGUUCAAAACAGUGUACGUUCCAAUUUAAAUCGAUUGUUUCACUAUAGUUGUACACUUUUUUUCCUCUCACUUCCAUUUGGCGACGUAAUCGCAUUCAAAUUGAGAAACAACAACAGCACUGCAGUCACAUUGAUCAGCAUUUUAUGCACGAGAGAAAGUUAUAAUGAAAUCGAACUAAAUUACGUCAAUCGUGAAAAAGGGAACCGGAGCAAUUACGCGACAGACAAAUAAAAUAAAGAGGGGAUUUUUCUCUCUCUCUCUCAUUUUUUUGUUGCCGCCAUUGCUCUCGUUUCUAUUUGCUUGAAUAAUUGAACAUUGAAAACGUGCAUCGAUGCGCAUCAUCUAGAGACAGUCAUCAGUAUGCAUUGAACAGCAAUUUCCAAGCAGCAAUAGCAGUAGCAUCAGUAAAAACAAUCAUCAGAUAGAUUGAACACACAUGCGUUGAACGAUGGAAUUGCACAGCGAUCAAUUGUAGGCAGUGUAGCAUUAGCAUGAAAUGUUCGAUGGCACAAAAAACGAUAUUCGAUUGUCAAUUGCAAAAAUUGAAAAUGUAUGGCCACCAACUCUAUCAGUUCGAAGGUUUUUAAUUAAUUUAGACAAAAAAUCGUGUUCGAUUUAUUGAAAAACUCAUAAAAACGGUGAAAUAAAAAAAAACAAUGACAACACGGAUUCGAAUGAAAAAUUGGAAAAGUGACAAAAUUUGAUACAUUGAAACGCAGAAAGUCAUAUGCGUGUAAACAGCAACUCAAUAGAAAAGUUACGAACAAAUAUCCCGGAACAAUAAAUGUCGAUGGCAAAUAAAUUGGUGUUACAAAGUUGCCAAGAGAAGAAAAACUAACCAUACACAUACGAACAAGCAGUGCGAAUAAAGUGCACGAACGUGCAUGUAUCACAUACUGGUAUAGCUUGAGUCAAUGCGCGGUAAACCAUUUUUGUCGAACUCAUAGUGGUCGAUAACAGUGAACAGAAUAUUAUACCAAAUGUUGUUACAAUCCGGCGAAUACAAAAACUUCUUAUUCAGCAGAAAAAAAGAUUCGAUAAACACAGCGCAAACAAUAUAAAAUAAAUUGAAAACUCUGAAAAUUAACGAGAGAAGAAGCAAAGAGGAAAAAAAAACACGUUACGCGAAUAAAUAAUAAAAAAAAAUAAUAAAAGGGUUACCAAGGGAAAAAUCGAAUAAAAAUCAAUUGAGGCGAGUGCGUGUUUUUGUGCAACAGCAACGAUAUAUAGUGUCACAAUUUGUCGAUGUGGUUGUAGAAAAAAGAAGAGAUACAUUCAUUAUGAUGAGGCUAAUAUUUCUUCUGUUGAUUUCAACGGAAUUCAGCAGAGGCAGCAGCAGCAACACCAACAUAAACAAUGUUAUUAAUAACAAUAAUGGUGACAGUGGUAGCACAUCAAAUGCAGCUGCUAAUGGCAACAAUAACAACAACAACAAUAAUAAAAUUACCAAUUUAGGUGGCAUCGGUGCAGAUACAGUACAAUUAUCGUCACGUGUCGUGCACACAAAAUAUGGUUCGGUGUCAGGCGUAAUUGUACACUUGGAAGGACGACAUUUGGAUCCGGUUGAAGCAUUCAAAGGCAUUCCGUAUGCAUCGCCGCCGACUGGAUCUUUGCGUUUCAUGCCACCAGUCACAGGUGCGCUCUGGUCUGGUGUUCGAAAAGCUGAUCGAUUCGGUCCCGUGUGCCCGCAGCGAUUGCCAAACAUUGCAAACGAAACGGCUGCUCUGGAAAAAAUGCCAAAAGGUCGCUUGGAAUAUUUACGUCGGCUUUUGCCAUACCUGCAAAAUCAAGCCGAAGAUUGUUUGAACUUGAACAUCUAUGUUCCGAUUCAAGUUGGUUCCAGAGAUAGCAGCAGCAGUGGAAACAGCGGCAGCAGCACAAAUCCAACCAAAUAUCCAGUGAUGGUUUUUGUACAUGGCGAAUCAUACGAAUGGAAUAGCGGCAAUCCAUACGACGGUUCAGUUCUAGCUUCCUACGGACAAAUAUUAGUUGUUACUAUUAAUUAUCGCUUAGGAAUAUUAGGUUUCUUGAAUGCGAAUACUGAUCGCAAUGCCAGAGCUCCAGCAAAUUAUGGUUUGAUGGACAUCAUUGCCGCUUUACAUUGGCUACAAGAGAAUAUUGGCGCCUUUGGCGGUGAUCCACAAAGUGUAACACUGGCAGGACAUGGUACGGGCGCUUCAUUGGUACAUUAUUUAAGCACUUCAAAUGCAGUGCCAGAAGGAUUAUUAUUUCAUCGUGCAAUGCUACUAUCGGGAUCUGGCCUAGCGCCAUGGUCGAUGGUAAGCGAUCCGGCUAAGUAUGCUGCCAUUAUUUCACAUCAUGUUAACUGUUCGCCGGAACUAGCCUACUCGCAACUGAUGAAAUGCUUGCGUGAUAAGCCGCUCGAUGAAUUACUAUCAACGCCAAUACAUCAGCCCGAUUUUGGUAAUGCAUUUGGCCCGAGUGUCGAUGGUGUUGUUAUCGACACUGAUGACAUGGGCCAAAUGGAAUCAAUUCGCUAUGAUCACAAUGCACGACAAUCACAACAACGAGGUGGAAAUCAACAACAACACAAAUCAAUCAAUACACUUAACAUGAUUAAUUCGGUUUUGCUUCGAAAAACCGCCCUCAGCAAAUUGUCAAGGUACGAUAUGCUGGUUGGUGUUACACGUGCCGAAGCAUAUUUUGCAUUUAAUUCGGAAGAUGUGCAGUACGGCAUCGAAGCUGAUCGACGUGCAAAAAUUCUACGAACAUACGUUCGAAACACGUACAGUUACCAUUUGAACGAAAUAUUAGCAACGAUUGUUAACGAAUAUACCGAUUGGGAGAGACCCAUACAGCAUCCAAUUAAUAUCAGAGACGAAACACUGGAAGCUUUAAGUGACGCACAAUAUGUGGCACCGGCAGCAAAAACGGUCGAUUUACAUUCAGCCAAUCAUCGAAAUUCAUUCCUUUAUGUCUUUGACUAUCAAACGAAAUUCGGUGAUUUUCCACAGCGCCAGGGCUGCAUUCAUGCUGAAGACUUGCCCUAUGUAUUUGGAGCCCCUCUUAUUGGAGGAUUCAAUCAUUUUGCUAGAAACUACACCAAAUCGGAAGUAUCAUUAUCGGAAUCGGUCAUGCUGUAUUGGUCGAAUUUCAUUCGAACUGGAAAUCCAAAUGAACCACCAGAACCUGAGCAUGGAGGUCGACAAGAAAAAAGUCGCUUUAAAAAUAUCGAAUGGACACCAUACGAGACGGUGCACAAAAAAUACUUGAAUUUAGAUACGAAACCAAAAUUAAAAACUCAUUAUCGUGCGCAUCGUUUGUCGUUUUGGUUAAAUUUGGUGCCUGAUUUGCACAAUUCUGGUAAUGAUGAUGUUCCAUAUUCGCAUCAUCAAUUGGUGGACGAUGAUUCGGAUCGGCCACCUGUUGGUCCAACGGUGAAACCAUUAAAUCCACCGCAAGGCAAAGAUCCCGGCCGAAAUUCAAACUACUCAUUAUUUACCACCCAAAUGUUUUCGCUAUUGAAUCUUUCGUCACAAAAUAACAAAUCAAAUCAACGUGCCGGUUCAUCGUCGAAUGAAUUCGGUGACGAUCACGAAACAAAUGAACUACAUGGUGCCGGUAAUGGUAAUACAAAUGAUGAUGGUUUUGCCGCAUAUAGUACAGCAUUGAGUGUUACAAUUGCCAUUGGAUGCAGCCUCUUAAUAUUGAAUGUACUCAUUUUUGCUGGGGUCUACUAUCAAAGAGAUAAAACUCGAUUGAAUGAACCACGAAAUGGUAGCGGUUCAACUCAAAUGGGACACGGUACACUGAAUAGUGUGCUGAAGAAACGCAAUGAAAAUGGACAAAUGCCAAAUAAUAUUUGUGGUGAUUUGGAAACACUUACGAUCCAUUCAAAAAGUGACCCGGCCACAAUAUUAAGUCAUCAUCAUGCGUUACAACAUCAUCAAUUGCCACCGCCCGAAUUUGCUGACAUACCACAACGGGCUCCGCCACCGCCAAAGCAUGUCAAAACCAUGACAAUCAUGGACGGUGGCAUGAGCGUAGCGGCUGCGAAUCAAAUGCUUCCAGCACAUGCGUUACAGUUAAUCGGAGCCAAUUGUACGGGCACAUUGCAAAAGAAAAGCUGCGUAAAAAUUAGUAAUUCAGCUGCAAACAGCCAACAACAUCAACAGCAUCAACAACAACAACAACAUCAUCAACAGCAGCAGCAACAACAUCAACAGCAACAGUGUCAUAGUCAAAAUCAAAUGGAUGAAUUACGUGUGUGACGCUAGUUGAGCGUAUACGAAAACACCAACACCAUUGACACUGUAUACGAUGAAACUGUAUUUUGAAUUGUUGUUAGCUUUUUGCUAAAAAGAACAACUUGUUUCGUUUAGCAUCUGAUAUUGACAUUAAUUGAACGGAAGAGAAGAAGAAGAAAAACCAUGCUCUUACAAUUUAUUUGUCCGUUAAAUUAACGACGAUUUCCCAUUUUCCCAUUUUAUAUUACCAAAAAGACCCAGGAAUAUUUCGUUAAUUAUGUGCAUCUCGCAGUUGUUUGAAAGGUAACCCAUUUAAUCUAUCCAUUAAUGAAAAACAAAACAAAGUAGUCGGAAUUUUAAUUAUAUUGACGAAGGAGAACAAAAAAUGCUCAACAUGAAACAUUAUCAUCAAGUAUGCAAUAUAAAUGGUUCUUUUUUUGUUCUAGAAAUGAAUUCAAAUUGAUAGAUAAAACGAAUUUUGUAAAAAAAAAAAUACCACAUGAAUUUCAAUAACGUGUAGGAUAAAAAGAAAAAUACCAUUGCAUCUAGAUGUUCAUUAUUUCGUAUCCAACAUAACAUACAUAUUAUGUGGUAUGGAAAAGACCAUGAUGGUUUUUCUCCAUCAAAAAUAUAAAUAAGCACAAAAUACUCAAUGAUAUUCGAAACACAUUCGCACUCAUUCAGUCUUUGCUCGUCCGUUGAUGAUAGUGAAAAUAUAACAACCAAUCGACCAAACGCAAACACAAAAUAGUGAUUACUUAAAAAAAUAUCCUAUAAAUGUAUAUGAAAAGGUAAGCAUUUUCAUUAAUUUAAAAAAUUAAAUGUAAAUAUGAAUGGCUAUAUCACAAAAACACAAACAUACAUACAUACAUUCCACUAUAUCCGUAUAAAAAUGAAAUAGUGCUAUUUAAAUUGCCGAUGAAACGGAGCUGAGUUCCACACGUGUUUUUUUUUUGCUCGGAAACAUAAAACAUAAAGCGAAGAACGUUCAACGUUCACAUUACAUUUAAACGAAUGAAUGUUUGCACAUUUUUUACAUAUCGACGAUUCAACAGCUCUCAUACAAGUGGAAAAGAGACGAAUAAAAUCCAUUGAGAAUUUGACCGAAUGAAUGCUGAAUUUAAUGAGCGAAAAAUGCGCCAUUUUUCUUUCACAAUCUAUAUAAAUCUUCAUUACAUUUAACCAAAAGUGAUCUUAUAUUAUUUUUUUUUAAUUUAUAUUUUAUUUAUGUCGAUUUAAUUAUAUAUUUUCGCUGAAAUGUUCGAUUGUUUGCUCAUCAGUGCUGGUGGAGGCACUCGUUCAAAAUGCUGAGAAUUUUAAUUGAAUAUUUUUUUAUGGUAUCCAUACCGUUUCUCAAAAAAUUGUUUCGCUUUUUAUUUAGAGCGUUUUCGAUUUAUUUUUAUUUAAAAAAAGACAGCAGCAUACACAUGUAAUUAAUGAAGGAAAAAAGUCAGCAAACCGCCACAGGUGAUCAUGUCAUUUCACCCCGCAUGCAUUUCGCUCUAUAGUUAAAAUGCAAUGUGUAUAAUUAGCUUAUUGCUAUGUAUUUACAAAAAUGAGCCCUAGAGAUACGCACAUAUUUUUUCGGGAAUGAUUUUGAUCCUAUGAGCUCAAACAAUCCAAUAAAUUAUAUCAAUUAAUAAUAAAUCAAUGUAAUUUAAAUUCGCUCACUAAUUCCGAUUCUGCGGAGCUAACGUUGCAUAUUCAUUAUUGCAAACAGUGAAGAUGAGAAAAAAAUGCCCAACAUGUACACAAGUAAAAUGCUGGAGAAAAAAAGCACACGCAUUGCAGAAAAAAGCCAUUAUCCAUGCAUUUUCCACAAUUAAUGUGAACAUAAAAAGAGAAAAACAAUCAUCCAUCGAAUUCGUCGCGUUUUCCGGUGAAUUCAUGCAAAAAUAAUCGCCAUUUAUUUAUUAAAAAAACAUCUUUUUUUUCGCUCUAUCUCGCUCAAAAUUUCAUUUCAAUCAUGUUGGAUCGUCUGUAAUACACACAUAAAUGUGAGCAAUUUUGUCGUCAGCACCAUGAUGAUUGAAUCGCAUUGAAAGAAAGUUGAUACUGCGAUAAUAUUAAAAUGUUUAUAGAUUUAUUGUAGACUUAAUCCAAAAAAAACUCAUAAUUACAUACAAUUUAAUUUGUGUCAUCAUGUUUACACAAACGAUUGACCAUUUCAUUGAUAUGACAGAGGAAAGAAAAAAAUAAACAAACAAGACUGAAUUUAAAAAGCAUGACUCAAACGUUAAAAAAAACCAACGACGCGAAAACCUCUAAUGUUUUUCAUUCGAGUUCAUCUCAAUACGUGAGAGAGUGAAUCCAUUCAAAACGAUUGAAUAUUUUAUAUAUUCAUAUUUAAUAGAUAACUUAAUAUGAUCGCUAGUUAAUUGACGAACAAAUUAAUCACAAGCUAAAGAGCGUUCAUCAUUUUUCAUGGAUCUGGUCACGUACAUCGAUUCUGGUCGAUGCAAUGACUUCUGUUCAGUUUUCUACAGGAAAAUAACCUUUGUACAAAAUGUAAAUAUCAUCUUCUAUCUGAUUAAGUUAUUAAAAUUAAGUUAGAUAAAUUUUUCAAAACCAACAAAAAAACAACAACAACAGCGUGACAGAAACAACUAUUUAACAGUGUGACAGAAUGAUUUAAACAGAAAAAAACAAAAACAAAAUAUAAAAUCUGAGCAUAGAAAAAUUCAUUGAAAUCAUCUCUAUUUAAACUCGAUAUAUUUAUUGUAAUAGGAUCAUAGAUUAAAUUAUAAAAUGGUUAUUAUAAAAUUCAAUAUUGAAUUUAGACGUUUUAAUGGAAUUUGAUAACUAAAUAAAUGAAUCGUAAAAACAUUAUACAAACAAAAUUCAACAGCCCAAACCAUGAAUGACUAUUCAUUUUGCAUGGACAUUUUGUUCGGAGAUAUGGGAAGAAAAUGAAGUGAAAUUAAACCAUGCACUUUACAAUGAUGAUUCCAUGGUACGAAAAUUGAAUGAAAAAGCGAAUAUAUUUAAACAUUUCCAGCAAAAUACACACAUAAACACCUAUUUAAUUCAUUCAAUUUUAAACCAUUAGAUCUUAAACUAACAUUCAUAUUUAUCCAAAUAAAAAAGGAAGAAAAGAAAGAGAUAAAUACACUCGCAUUUGAAUAUUGCGAGCCAAUAAGCUGGUGAUUGAAAAAUAUGUGAGAAAAUAGUUAAAUAAGUAAAAAAAGGAAAAAUUAAAAAAAAGUAUAAUAUGUUUAACGAGUUUAAUCGAUUGACCUAUGAAAGCGAGAAAAGGAAGGAAAAAAUCAUUUAAAUUUAAGUAAAUUUAUCACUAUUUUAAUCGGACUCAUCGUUAUUAUAUUUAAUUAAGAAUGAACACAUUCAACGUACUACCGGACAGUAAACUAAAAUUUAGUGUAUACUUGAAAAAAAAACAACACACAAAAAGGAAAA
Molecule: messenger RNA, 9590 nt
Organism: Contarinia nasturtii (swede midge)
Lineage: Eukaryota; Metazoa; Arthropoda; Insecta; Diptera; Cecidomyiidae
Gene: Nlg3
Product: neuroligin-4, Y-linked
Exons: 15
Coding region: 3249-6200 (983 amino acids)
Biological process (GO): neuron cell-cell adhesion; chemical synaptic transmission; postsynaptic membrane assembly
Cellular component (GO): synapse; cell surface; postsynaptic membrane
Molecular function (GO): neurexin family protein binding; signaling receptor activity
Source: RefSeq, a predicted model, not a curated record